Lobosporangium transversale is the source of this 1155-nucleotide messenger RNA. RefSeq lists its product as hypothetical. The transcript is spliced from 6 exons. Bases 13 to 1155 code for a protein of 380 amino acids. Lineage: Eukaryota; Fungi; Mortierellomycota; Mortierellomycetes; Mortierellales; Mortierellaceae. The record is from RefSeq and is a predicted model, not a curated record.
GUCAGCUACGGUAUGAAGGCUCUGGUGAACUUUUGUCUUGGCAUGUUGAAGGUCAUGAAGGGAAAAGGGUCAUUUGCUCAGAUCUUUAAGGAUGCUUUCUUUGGUGCGGAUGCAUUGCGUUUCGGAUCCUUCUUUGGCGUGUUCUCUUUCUUGUGGAAGUUUGUCAACAAUGGCUUGAAGCUCCACCGUGGCAAGGAUGACCGUAUCAAUGGUGCCAUCGCUGGCGCAAUUGCUGGUCUGGCAAUUCUAAUUGAGAACCAUGAACGCAGAGUCACGUUUGCUCAACAAAUGCUUAUUCGUGCGGGUCAGGGAGUAUACAAUGCUGGAAAACAUCGUGGAGUCUUUUCCUUCCGUCAUGGUGACGCUGUCCUCUUUGCGCUUGCCUGUGGCCAAGUCAUGUAUGCCUAUACUAUGCAACCCGAGUCUAUUCCUCCAGAGUAUCUCAAGUUCAUGCUCAAUACAGCCAGAGUACCAGCAGAGGCGUUAGCGUUCAACCGUGCACGUGUCCGUGGAUUUCCAGUAGAUGUGAGCCAAGUGGCGGCUCUGGUUCGGCGUCAUAAACCAACACCCAAGGCUUUGGAGACAGUGUCAAAAUUGGAUGCAUUCACAGAUAUGAUCCCAUGUGCAGUCUUGCAUCCUUCGUAUGAUUCGUGCACAUACAAUAACGCAGAAAGAUUUGUGCAAGUCACCAAGAACAUUUUGCCAGUCUAUGCCACACUCAACUUUGUUCCAUUGUUAGUCCUCAGGAUGAAGAGACUUUUGGCAAAUCCCGUCAGCGUUCUCUCCAGAACAUCAUUCAAUACGCUCCGCUCAUCCAUUUUCUUAGCAGUCUUUGUAGUCGUGUAUCAGUCUCAGAUCUGUGCACAGCGCAACCUAGUAAAGCAUGGAUGGUUGAAGGGCAAUAACAAAUACCUGUAUUGGCUCUUUGGCGUGACCUGUUCUGGAUCUGCCAUCAUGGUAGAGCAGGAGAGUCGCCGUGCUGAACUGGCCAUGUAUGUGUUGCCCAAGGCAGCUGAGAGCCUAUACAAGAUUUUGUAUCAAAAGAACUGGGUCAAGGGUGUAAAGCAUUGGGAAGUUAUGAUGUUCUCCUUUGCAAUGUCCUUAAUUAUGGUAAGCAUCGAUACAAAAAAAAAAAAAAAAAAAAAAAAAAAAUGA